This is a messenger RNA of Pseudophryne corroboree (corroboree frog), 2765 nucleotides long. It is a transcript of the gene ITPK1, whose product is annotated as inositol-tetrakisphosphate 1-kinase. Gene Ontology annotation, cellular component: cytoplasm. Lineage: Eukaryota; Metazoa; Chordata; Amphibia; Anura; Myobatrachidae. Gene Ontology annotation, biological process: inositol trisphosphate metabolic process. The record is from RefSeq and is a predicted model, not a curated record. Bases 546 to 1736 code for a protein of 396 amino acids. Gene Ontology annotation, molecular function: magnesium ion binding; ATP binding; inositol-1,3,4-trisphosphate 6-kinase activity. The transcript has 11 exons.
GCCCCCUAGUGGCCAGCAGCGGUAAUGCUUCCUCCUACUUCCUCCCCAUACAUACAGAGCAGCCUGUGUGUGCUGACUCUGCCUUCUCUCUUUCUGCUGCUUUCAACUUCCACGCUUCUCUCCUUUCCCACCAAUGAAGCCUCAGAGAACAGAAGAGGACCUGAAGCUAUGACAGAGGGUGUGUCCUCGUCCUGAAAGCCUGAAUUCGCGUAUAACCCUUCCAGCCUGAGAGAGAAGCACAGACCAGGGAGGGACCCAGCUUAGCAAAUGGAGAUCUGAAAGAGGGGGAGGGAAAAGCAGUCACCAAGAGAGGGAGGGAGACAGUCAAGAAGAGACAGAUCACCAGCAAAGAGGGAGAGCAGGAGCUGUCUCCUUGCACUGGACCCCACUCCAGGUCCAGCAUCUGCUAAUCAGGUAGCUACGGAACUGGUUUCCUAACACGCUUCUCCAUUCACCAGGUGACAGGCGCAGGCCGCAUUGAUUGGAGGUUCCGGGCUGUCCCCCUGCACUGUUACCUGGGGCCGCUGCUGAGACAGGUGCCAAAAAUGCAGACGUUCCUGAAAGGGAAGCGGGUCGGGUAUUGGCUGAGUGAAAAAAAGAUCAAGAAAUUGAACUUCCAGGCCUUUGCUGAAUUGUGCAGGAAAAGAGGAAUAGAAGUCGUACAGCUUAACCUGGCCAAACCCAUUGAGGACCAAGGGCCCCUAGACGUCAUUAUUCACAAGUUAACGGACGUCAUAUUAGAAGCUGAUCAAAAUGACAGCGAGUCUGUGCAAGUAGUACAGAGAUUCCAGGAAUAUAUCGAAGCUCAUCCAGAGACAAUCAUUUUGGACCCCUUGCCUGCCAUUCGAACACUAUUGGAUCGCUCCAAAUCUUAUGAGCUUAUCCGAAGGAUUGAGUCCUACACGCAAGAUGAAAGGUUGUGUUCGCCCCCGUUCAUGGAGCUGUCAACAGAAUGUGGAGAGGACACCUUGAAGCUUAUAGAGAAAAAUGGCCUUGCCUUCCCAUUUAUCUGCAAGACGAGAGUGGCCCAUGGCACCAACUCACACGAGAUGGCCAUCAUAUUUAACCAGGAGGGUCUGCGGACGAUACAGCCACCCUGUGUGAUCCAGAGUUUCAUCAGCCAUAAUGCUGUGCUCUACAAAGUCUUUGUAGUUGGAGACUCGUACACAGUCGUGGAGAGACCAUCGCUGAAAAACUUCUCCCCAGGAAGUUCAGAUAGAGAAUCAAUAUUCUUUAAUAGUCACAAUGUGUCGAAGCCAGAAUCUUCUUCAGUCCUAACAGCGCUGGACAAGGUGGAAGGCGUGUUCGAGCGUCCCAGUGAUGAUGUCAUUCGCGCCAUCUCCAAGGCUCUUCGGCAGGCUCUGGGUAUCUCUUUGUUUGGCAUCGACAUUAUAAUAAACAACAAGACAGGACAGCAUGCCGUCAUUGACAUCAAUGCAUUCCCAGGCUACGAGGGAGUACCAGAAUUUUUUGGAGAUCUCUUGAACCACAUUGCAGCCAUACUUCAGCGUCCAGAGUUCAAUGCAAACAAACCUCCUGCGGAGCCCACCGUGGGAGUGCUGGGAGAUCGCCUGUGCUGUACUGCCACUGCUAGAAUAGACCCCUGGAUUGUGGAGAAUGACACCAAUGGAUCAGUGAAACUACCAACCCAAAGACUAGGGUGCAACUCUGCUAUGUCCCCUACCUUCCAGCAGCACUGCGUGGCCUCCUUGGCAACCAAAGCCUCUUCCCAGUAAUCCAUUAAACCAGAAUGACUGUGGAGAAAGGAUGAUUGGGGGGGUUAGAAGAUUUUUGGAGGACUAACCGGAUGGUUAUGUUUUAAUGAUAUCUGAGAUCUCGAACGUGGACAGGUAUAUGGAAUAUCUGCUCAGACGGAUGAAACAAAAGCUGCAGCACUGUUCUCCUUUUUGUAUCUAUAUUAUAUGUACCACUGGCGUUUAAUUGGUCGAGAGAAUGCAGCUGCUUAUUACUAUUGCCUCCUGCACCAAUAUCUUGUGGGGGGAGGUGUAAGAACAUCACUUCACCUCACCAUGGGACGCUCAGCAAGAGCCUCAACUAUUUCCCAGCUGCAAGAGAACCCAUGUUUCUAUAACAAUGACAUGAAAGCGACAAAAGGUACUGCCAUUAGAUGUACAGUGAUAGGAGACUGAAUAGAUCGGGAACCCAGAUUCUUUUUUUUUUUUGUUUCCAAACGUUCUACAAAAAAAAAAAAGGAAUUAUUUUUAAACAAAGAAAUUUUAUUCUCUAAAAGUACUGAUGCUGAAAAUAUAAAUAUAUAUAUAUAUAUAUAGCUAUAUACCCAGGACGACCGCAAAGUCAUUCACUGGUAACGUAAUUGUAGGUUUUUCUAAUUUUUUUUUUUUAAUUUUCUUUUCUUUUGAUCCUAAAGCUCUUUCUAGUACUUUGGCACUUUGCUUUGUUGAAUUAGUUCAGUGAUACAGCUAGAUUUUACAUAAACCUUCAAAUCACUAAUCCUUCCUGCUGUAGGAAGUGUUCUGCAGAGAACGCUUGCCCGCUACCAACGUGGAAAGCAAGCUGGACUCUUAUAAGUGUUUUGUGGCAACACCUGUGCGAACCUUGGUCACGUGCAACCUCUUGUGAUUCACGGAGCUCUUCCAACGCAUUUCACCACAUUGUGUGGAUGGUCUAAAUUUCAUGCAAGUGGAAAAUGAUUUCAGUUUUAUAAAAAAAAGAAAAAGAAAUGUACAGUAUAUACUAUUGGAAUUGUCCUGCUGAUUAAACCAGAUAUACUCCAUUACUUGGCA